AUGUCCGCCCCCACUCCCACCGUCAACCUACCCAACCUCACAACCCACCAAUCCAUAACCGACACCCUCCAUCGCCUGACCCUCGGCCUAGACAGCAACGACCGCUCCCUCGUAGAGUCCGCCUGUCACAAAACACCCGAGAUGACAUUUACCUACGGGCCGCUGGGCGCCCAACAAACCGUCACUGGCUUCGACGCGAUCAACCCACUGUUCGAUCGCGUCUACAGCCUCGUCACUACACACACUGUGAGCAAUGUGAGGAUAGAAGCGGAGAGCGAGAAUGCGACCUUUGCGCGCAUGACGGCGCAUGUCAUUUCCUAUCAUGUGAGAGAAGAAGAGGCGUUUGUGGCAGCUGAUACGAGUUAUACGGCCAGUUCGCUGUACGACAUGCAGCUGCUCAAAGAUGAGGACGACGGAGGAUUGUGGAAGAUCACGACAUGGAACGCACGGAUGUUGUGGACAACGGGAGAUAUCAAAGUCUUGCAUCCAUAA
Molecule: messenger RNA, 492 nt
Organism: Alternaria triticimaculans
Lineage: Eukaryota; Fungi; Ascomycota; Dothideomycetes; Pleosporales; Pleosporaceae
Exons: 1
Coding region: 1-492 (163 amino acids)
Source: RefSeq, a predicted model, not a curated record